Tricharina praecox is the source of this 698-nucleotide messenger RNA. RefSeq lists its product as uncharacterized. NCBI's taxonomy places the organism in Eukaryota, Fungi, Ascomycota, Pezizomycetes, Pezizales, Pyronemataceae. The record is from RefSeq and is a predicted model, not a curated record. The transcript has a single exon. Bases 256 to 525 code for a protein of 89 amino acids.
AAGAGGGAGUGCUCGGCGAGAGAUUGCAGGAAGGUCGAGGCGCAGCGGGGAGAGUACAAGGUCUGUGCCGGCUGUAGAGCAAGUUGGUACUGCGGUACCGAAUGCCAGGCUAUCGACUGGAAGAUUGGCCACAAGAGACGGUGCAAGGAAGAGAGGAACAUCCGGGAAUUGACCGAGAAGAUGGGUAAGGGAAUGCAGUGGGGCAAAUAAACACCAACGCCCCCCGAAAAAGAAAAAGAAAAAAGUAAUAUUGAAAUGCAUAGAUCUGGGAAUAAGGGUGAAGUAGGGUUGGCUGCUGGGGAGUUUUUCAGUUCAAUUUUUUCAUGGAUCUGCAUGAGAAUCAUCGCAUCGGUUUCUGUUUUUUCUCGGCCUGUGCCUAGUCGGAUCUUGCGAUGGUUUCACCCCCUUCUUUGCGGUGUCUGGGGGAGCCUUCAAGUUCUUUCUUAUGCGUUUCUCGUUUGUUUUUUUCUGUCGUUGUGUCCUGCUUUUCUUUCUUUCUCUUGCCUUGAAGGUUUUCUUUCUUAAAUUGUAGUUUUAGGCACAUGUAGUGGAAUCGAAGCAAAAGACUGGUUUUAGCCACGAAGCUGUGCAGACCAGACCAGCACCCAUGGCGGUGCAGACUGGUAUGUACAUAUAAACGGACUGCGGUCAGGUGCUCAUAUGUACCUCACGGGCCGACUUACCGUGCGCACUGGGGG